AUGUCUUAAGGGAAAAUUAUUGUCCUUUUAGUUGUUUGUUCCGGAAAGGAAGAUAAAGCGUGUGAAACGGUAACCAUCUUUGCGCUGUUGCAGCCAUUUUUAACAUAUUUUAAACGGAAUUGCUGUUUUUUAAGUUGGAGUCGGUAGCUUGGCCUAGCUAGAGCAUAAAUGAUGAUGCCUCUUAACUUGGGCUCUCUACCGACAAGUGUGGGUGUAGUAAUGGAAGUGAAAAUGAAUUCAAAGGGCGGCAGUGAUCGUCAUAAGGCGUUGGUGGCUGGUAGCGGUGGUGAGUUUCCUUCAUUCCUUCCAAAAGAGGUAGAGAAAAUCAAAGACCCUUUUGCUAGAUCUUUGGCUAAGAGAAUACAGAGGCUCCCUGUCCAGAUGGGUUUUCCAGAGAAAUGUAUUAUGAGUAGUUGUAUUAAACCAGUAAUACAAAGUAAACACAGUCCAGUGGUCCUGCUUCAUUGCUUUGACAGCUCCUGUUUAGAGUGGAGAUGCUCAUACCCUUUGCUUGAGGAAGCUGGUUUGGAGGCUUGGGCUGUUGAUGUUCUUGGAUGGGGCUUUUCUGAUUUAGAAAUGCGUCCACCAUGUGAUGUAGCAUCUAAGCGUUAUCACCUCUAUCAGCUGUGGAAGUCCUACAUCAAAAGACCAAUGAUAUUAGUUGGACCAAGCCUUGGCGCUUCUGUUGCAAUGGAUUUUACGGUCAAUUAUCCGGAAGCUGUUGAAAAGCUGAUUCUCAUCAAUCCAAAUGCGUAUGCUGAAGGCACAAGACGCCUAGCAAAGUUACCACCAGUAAUAGCCUAUGCAGGGGUUUCUUUGUUGAAGAGCAUUCCGCUUCGCCUUUAUGCAAAUGCAUUGGCCUUCAAUGGCACUUCAUUCCAUACAAUUUUAGAUUGGACUAAUGUUGGCCGAUUACACUGUAUGCUGCCAUGGUGGAAGGAUGCAACUGUUAGUUUUAUGUCUAGUGGAGGAUAUAAUGUUGGUUCCCUAAUAAAACAGGUAAAACAGAGAACACUUAUCAUCUGUGGUGAAAAUGAUCAGAUUGUCAACUACAAGCUCGCAGUGAAGCUACAUUGUGAACUACCAAAUGCAAUUAUGCGACAAGUAGCAGACUCUGGUCAUCUUCCUCAUGUCGAUAAACCCAAUUGUGUGGCAAAUUUGAUUGCAGGUUUUGCUCUCUGUGACCAACCGUCUAAAGGGCUUUUGAUUAAAAAAUAAAAUAUUAUAAAUUGUAAUUAAUAUGUUCAUUUUGACCCUAUGCUGUUACAGUAAUUUUUAAAGCUAAUAAAGUUUUAAAUUUAAAUUUCA
Molecule: messenger RNA, 1308 nt
Organism: Hevea brasiliensis (rubber tree)
Lineage: Eukaryota; Viridiplantae; Streptophyta; Magnoliopsida; Malpighiales; Euphorbiaceae
Product: alpha/beta hydrolase domain-containing protein VTE7
Exons: 11
Coding region: 169-1218 (349 amino acids)
Source: RefSeq, a predicted model, not a curated record